Malus domestica (apple) is the source of this 1365-nucleotide messenger RNA. Its product is annotated as putative F-box/FBD/LRR-repeat protein At5g22610. NCBI's taxonomy places the organism in Eukaryota, Viridiplantae, Streptophyta, Magnoliopsida, Rosales, Rosaceae. The record is from RefSeq and is a predicted model, not a curated record.
UCUCAUGUUAACUAGGCGGUAGCCAAAUGAAGAACCGCGCGCAUUUCUUUUCAUUUUCCCUCUCUUAUUACGCUUUCUGAUGGCAGCUUUUUCCAGAAAAUUUCGACUUAAAUAGCUUUUCUGACAGCGGAUUUUCCAGAAAAGUUUGAUGGGGUUGCUAAGUGCUAACCCCUGAUUUCGAACAGAGGCUUUUGUGCGGUGAAUGAAUUCUGGGUGUAGGUACUAGGUAGAUGUUCUUACCAAAACAGAAAGAAAUCUUAGUGUGUCAUGGAACGCAAGGGUAAGUUAUUGGCUAUUGCGAAUUCUCAAGCUCAAGGAGCUUGUCCCGAGAGCGUAGUAGACAGGUUUAGUAAUCUUCCAGAUGAAGUCGCUCAUCACAUUCUUUCGGUUGUCUCUUUAAAAGAACUCAUUCGAAUAGGCACCCUGUCUAAAAGAUGCAAAGGGCUUUAUCUCUCAACCCCGUCAUUGAAAUUUUGGUCAUCGUACUAUGGAGAUAAGCAGGGCCAAUUAAACUUGCUCAAUUCUUUCGAUAGGUUUUUGAUUCUUCGCGGGGGUAAUAAGGUACACAAGUUUGAAGUAAAUUUGGAACUCUGUUCAAGCUUACCUGAUGAGAUUUUCCGAGUGAUCACGUGGAUCCACAUUGCAGCAAGGUGUAAUGUUGAAGUGCUUGAUCUUCAGUUGAGGGUACUAAAAAAUGAUAUGGCUUUGUUUGAAUUGCCAUCUUGCAUCUUUCUUUGUGGAUCUUUGAGGUCUCUAAUUGUGAACCUGUAUACAGUUCUUAAAGUUCCCUCCUUUGCCGGUUCCACUAAUCUCCAACACUUAAAGUUGACUGAGGUUCAAAUAGAUGACCGCUUUUUCAAAUGGAUCUCAAGUUACUGCAAAUGCAUCAAGGAAUUGCAGCUUUAUGAUGUUAGAACAGUAAAUAUCACCAUUGAAAACUCAUCUUUGGAAUCAUUUAGGUUUGUGUCAUAUAAAAGUGGCAUCUGCCAUCUUAACAUCUCAGGUGAGAAACUUGAAGAUAUUCAUGUAGAUUGGGAAUAUUAUCAACCUGGCAGCAGAUCAUUAACUAUUUCUGCUCCAAAUCUCAAAUAUUUCAAAUGGAUUGGGAAUUUAUUGAACCGCCAGAAUCUCAGGGAAUUAAUGUGUUUAGAAAAGGCAGAGAUUUUUUUGAAGCCUAGUAGAGAUAUCUGUGACUUUGACAACGCAUCCGAGUUUCUUUGCAGUAUAUGCAGGGUUAAAGUUCUUCUUCUAACCCAUGAGACCAUGAAGGCUUUGUUUAAGGAAGUUUCCAUGCCCCUGCCGUUCGAUAAUGUUUCUUACUUGGGUUUGCGCAUUACGAGCUUGAGUGAUGACCUAGUGCAAUGA